AUGCAUUCAGCUAUACUUACAUCCCUUACUCUGUUGAAUUGUCCAUUCCUGGUUAAUCUUUCGGAUCCAUCUGCUAAACUUUUUGGAAAAACCUCCAAUGGCCGACUUUGGGAGCAUAUUCUUCAUUAUCUUGUUGUUGCUCUAGAUCCACCAUCACUGCAGAGAUUCACAGAUUGUUAUCCACCCACUACUUUAUUGCAGGCCAAAGAGUUUCGUCUGGUUGUUUUCAAGUCAUUGGAUGCACUGCGAAAGACUCGUGCUAUUCAACUACCUGCACUAGCUCGUCUUACAUUUCGAAAAUCGGACUUGGACAAUGUUCGCAGUGAUCGGUUUGAAAGAUUGAUACUGGCAAUCACAUCAGAUUUACUAAGCCAUCAGAUUAAGAUCGAAUCUACAUAUGAUGGUCGUGCCAUUAUACCUCCAGUUUAUACUCCUCCUCUUACACUUCCUGUUGAACUCCAGCUCAAACUCACCAGGGCACAGACACUAUUGCAAACCAAUGAGCUGCUUAAUUCAAUUAUUCAAAUGAGCAACAACCAAAAAUCAUGGACACAGCAGGGAAAAGAGUUUAAAAAAUUGGCCACUACUCUUCAAGAUACAUUGGCAAGUAUUUUUGAAUGCCUACUCAGAUUUGCUUUCCAGCACACUAAUGAUCAGAUUCGUAUAGAUAAGCAUUUGCAAAAUCCAGCUGCGAUCGCAUCAGAUGUUGAAAGACUUGUACAAACACAUGCCAGUCUUUCACAAGAAACAUUACAAGUAGCGACACAGCUGAUCAGCUGGCUGAAAACAGAGUACAAACCCAUUACACAUAAGCUGAUCUCUGAAUCCAAUCUGGAAUCCCUUGACCAUGAUCAGCUUAGAUUGCAUCCUUCCAAAGAGCUUGCCUUGAAAAUUCAAUCACUUUCACAGCAGAGACAGUUUCAACUGUUUAAUUCCAAUGGAGAGCUGGAUAUAGUGGCUUUGAUUGAAGCUUGGAUGGGAUUGUACAGCAACCUGGAUAUGGAGAAUAGCAUUUUGUGGUAA
Molecule: messenger RNA, 1023 nt
Organism: Batrachochytrium dendrobatidis JAM81
Lineage: Eukaryota; Fungi; Chytridiomycota; Chytridiomycetes; Rhizophydiales
Exons: 7
Coding region: 1-1023 (340 amino acids)
Source: RefSeq, a predicted model, not a curated record